Molecule: messenger RNA, 3521 nt
Organism: Amphibalanus amphitrite
Lineage: Eukaryota; Metazoa; Arthropoda; Thecostraca; Balanomorpha; Balanidae
Product: semaphorin-2A-like
Exons: 18
Coding region: 576-2732 (718 amino acids)
Biological process (GO): negative regulation of axon extension involved in axon guidance; positive regulation of cell migration; negative chemotaxis
Molecular function (GO): semaphorin receptor binding; chemorepellent activity
Source: RefSeq, a predicted model, not a curated record
GCUUGUCAGUUGUGGCGGCGCGCGGCGCUCGUGAGCUUAUUUCGCAAGACGACAGUGCAUAUUUGAAGAAAUAGUGAAGUUCCGAAACUGUUGUGAUAUUUUUGUUCAAGGUAUAUUCACAUCAACGGCCGCAUUGACGAAGUUCUUCGGAAACGCAAGUACUCGCCCGUCUUUCGUCGCAUCUGUAUUCGCCCAGGACGCAGUGAACUCAGGAUAUUUCCUUGCACCUCAGUUUGCGUGCUCGACAGUGACUGGCGUGAAUCCCUCCCCUGGGCGGGCAACGGCAAGUUAAGCCGUGCGGGCAUGCGACCCAGAAGCCCUACAGUGUGAAAACAGCCCCCGACACCCGUCGAAGGAGGAGGGCUAGGGCUCACGGCGGAGAUUGGGCGAACCGCGCAGGCCGGCGGGAGUGGCCCGCAACUGGCAGGGAAAUCUUCUAAGGUGACAACUCUGACGGCUACCUGGUGACUCGUGGAUAUCCAGUGCACGCGAGUGACGCCCGGUGACGUUCAAGACGUCAGUGUACGCGACGUGACGGCUCAGAGUGACGUGACGGUGCUACGAGGCCCCUCGCGAUGGGUGCCACGCGCGGCGUUGCGGGACUAAGCCUGACAGCGGCUGUCCUGCUGGCCGUCGUCUCAGCGGAUAGCUACGACGGCUUCGACGGCUUCUACCAGCAGCCAUUCUUCACACAUCGAGUCAGACAUCAUAAAGAGCAUGUGAAGGAGCUGUCAUGCGGCAAGUUCUACUAUCGCACUUUCUAUCUGGACGAACGGCGAGAUGUGCUUUACGUGGGCGCCAUGGACCGUGUCAUGCGGAUUAACCUGAGCGACAUCAGCCAGACUGACUGCAAGCGUGAUUCCCUGGUGCUGGAGCCGACCAGCAGCACAGAGUGCACGUCCAAAGGGAAAAAUCAGCACUACGAUUGCCGUAACCACAUUCGGGUGAUUCAGCCGAUGGGAGACGGCAGUCGACUGUACGUCUGCGGCACCAACGCUCACAACCCCAAGGACCUCGUCAUCUACGCGAACCUGACCAACCUACCGCGCACCGAGUACGUACCCGGUAUCGGUAACGGCAUCGCCAAGUGUCCGUUCGACCCGGACGACAAUUCUACGGCCGUGUGGGUGGAGCACGGCAACCCGGGCGAUCUGGCCGGCCUCUACUCCGGCACGGUAGCAGAGUUUACCAAGGCCGACAACGUCAUCUUCCGCACCGACCUCUACAACACCACCACCAAGCGGCAGCAGUACCUCUUCAAGAGGACCAUCAAGUACGACAGCAAGUGGCUGGACAAGCCCAACUUCGUGGCAUCGUACGAUAUCGGCGAGUAUGUGUACUUCUUCUUCCGCGAGACGGCCCUCGAGUACAUCAACUGCGGAAAGGCCAUCUACUCCCGCGUGGCUCGCGUCUGUAAGAAGGACACGGGGGGCAAGAACAUUCUGAACCAGAACUGGGCCACCUAUGUCAAGGCACGAUUGAACUGCUCGAUUCCCGGCGAGUUCCCCUUCUACUUCAACGAAAUACAAUCCAUCUACAAGGUCCCUGGUGACGACACCCAGUUUUACGCCGUGUUCACCACAUCCAUGAACGGUCUGAUGGGCUCGGCAGUCUGCUCCUUCACUCUCAGAGAUAUUCAGGAAGCGUUUGACGGCAAGUUCAAGGAGCAGAAGACGUCCAGCUCGGCGUGGCUGCCAGUCAGCAAGUCAGCCGUGCCCGAGCCCAGGCCGGGACAGUGCGUCAAUGACACGCAGACGCUGCCCGACACCGUACUGACGUUCAUCCAGUCGCACCCUCUGUUGGACGGCGCCGUGGCGCACAACAACGACAAGCCCGUCUUCUACAAGCGCGACCUCAUCUUCACACACGUGGUGGUGGACAAGGUGACCUCCGGCACCUUCGGCAGCCAGCGCGAGUACACCGUCUACUACGCCGGCUCCAACGACGGUCACGUGUACAAGAUCGUCGAGUGGUACGACUCUCGCGGUACCUCCCACUCGUCCCUGCUCGACAUCUUCCAGGUCACGGCUCCCGAGGCCAUCCGGCAGAUGGCGCUCUCUCGACGGCACAAGUCUUUGUACGUGUCGUCGGACGCACAGCUGCGUCAAGUUCAGCUGGAAAUGUGUAACGGCCGCUUCGACAAUUGUCUGCGCUGUGUACACGAUCCAUACUGCGGCUGGGACAAGACGGCGCACGUCUGCCGACCCUACACGCCCGGUCUUCUGCAGGAUGUGACCGGCUCGGAGCCAGGCCUCUGUGACAGCUCCGUGCUGAGGAAGAAACUGUCGGCCACCUGGGGUCAGUCGCUCCACCUGGGCUGUGACGUCAAACUGCCGCGCGCCAUGGACCAACGCGAGGUCACCUGGUACCUCUGGACCAAGGAGAAGGGGCGCCACAUGAUCGAGUGGAGCCCGGAGAAGUACGUGCGUACCCAGGAGAACGGCCUGGUGGUGCUGUCCAUCGCCGAACAGGACGCGGGCAACUACGAGGCCCAGCUGGGCACCGAUCUGCUCUGCAUGUACAGCGUUACCGUGGACGUACACCGGUGCGCCGCACCCGACAAGUCCAAGGACUAUCAGAAGAUCUACUCUGACUGGUGCAGCGAGUUCGAAAAGUACAAAAACGCCAUGAAGAACUGGGAGAAGAAACAGGCGCAAUGUCGCAGUCAGAACCAGAGCGCCAGUCCGAACACACACCCAAACGAGAUCUACCAGCGCUCGCCGUUGAUAUGAGCGGCUGACAGCCUCAGCGCCGGCACGCUAGUGAGAGGAUCGAAUCAAAACGUACCGUCUGUCUGCCGGCGCGCCGCCGGCCGGCCGGUCUUGGACUCCCAGUGAGCAAUAACCGAACCCUCUGUGCCGCCGCGGCCCGCCGCCCCAGCCCCAAUACUCCCCGCGCCCUUUCUGUGAUGUGAUGAACUUCGAGUGCGACUGGCGGCCGCUAGGUGGCAGUGGUGGUCACGCACAAGGCGCCGUGAGCGCUGACGGCAGCUAGGCAGCUAUUCUGGCCCGGCGGAGGACCCGCCGGUACUGCCGGCGCUGAUACCAGUGUCGGACGGUAUGGGUGGGGUCGCUGAGACCCGCCCCAAUCUGGUGUGGAGGACUUUGUGCGUGUGUGCGCAGAGGUGGUUUUUGUAUGGUCGCGUUUUUAACCGUCUCCGUGUGAACGAAGCGUUGUGCACGGAUGGCCUGCCACUUUGCAACUGUCGUCAGAUAGUUUGAAUGAACUAUGUUCUAGCGGCAUAAUUGUCUUCCAUGCUAAUGAUUUUCAUAGAAUUUUGUUUUACACUUUGUACGUUUCUUUUCCCUUGGAAAAUCAGGAGUAGUAACGCGACAAUCAUGUUUUCGAUGCCUUUUUAUUUUGCUACUACUGUUUUAGGUCAUUGUUUCCUUUAGCAUAUCACGUGGCAGGCUUUGUCUUAUGUACGUACUGAAGAGUCUAUUGUACAUAUGUCCCAUGUGCGAACUGAUGUUCUGUACAUGAAAUGACUUCAUAAUAAUAAAUCUCAUCCAAUUUUUGUA